Ambispora leptoticha is the source of this 855-nucleotide messenger RNA. Lineage: Eukaryota; Fungi; Glomeromycota; Glomeromycetes; Archaeosporales; Ambisporaceae. The record is from the annotation of a GenBank genome assembly.
AUGUCCAAUACCAAUAAUAACAAUAAUGAAUUAAUUUCACAUAAAGCCGUUGGAAUACCCUUAAUUCUCUCAAACAUUUUCGUAUAUAUUGCGCUAGAAAAAGACGUACUCUCCUGUUCUCUUGUAAACCGUUGGUGGAAUCAGCUUGCCACCGAACGUCUAUGGUACAAAUUUCGCGGACUAGCCAACGAUUCAAGAACCAGGUCUUUUAGAAAAUUCCUAAAUGUAUUACGUAAAUCACGCCAAGGAAAGUGUCUUCAUCGAUAUGAAAGAUACGUGAGAGUGCUAGACUUGGAACGUCUCAAAUUUGAUCAUGAGAUGUUACUGGAAACACUUCAGUGUUGCCCACGACUAGAAUUAAUUAUACUGCCAGUCAGGAGAUUUGACGGCGUAAUGUUUGGACAGAUCGUUGAACUUAUGCCAAAUAUUAAAGUCAUGAAGUUGAAUGGUUCUUCUGUUUAUGAUGGUAAUGCCUUGGAGGCAUUGGCAAAGAAUUGCCCGAAUUUGGAAGAAUUGUCGUUGAAAAAGGAUAUCGAGUGUUAUGGGGAAGUAGUCGUUGAGAUAAUGAAAAAUUGUCCACGCAUAUCACGACUAAUUAUCGAGCAAAAAUCAUACGAGGACGACAUAAUGAAGCAAAUACUCUUGCAUUGCCCGAAAAUAAGCACCUUUAUCCUUGAUCAAUGCAUCAACAUUUCUGAGAAUUUGCUACUCACCAUCUACAACUAUUUAUCAACUGAUUUUUUAUUGGAGACUGCACGAUUCUUCGACAACGCACUGAAACUUUCAAUCCAAAAAGUGGAUAAACCGCUUGAGAGUCGCGUCGAAGCGAGUCAUGAAAAAAUUGAAGUUAAUUUG